UUGGGAGAAAACGUAUCGUGCGCUUCCGCCAGCAGUUCCCGAACCAGUAGAAAACUAAAUGAAUCCAGAUUUUGUCCAAGUCUUCCACAACUGUUCACGGAAGGCGCCGCUUACAACUUUAGCGGCCACUUCGUGAGAUUUUAGCUAAAGCAUUUCACUGCAGUUGACCUUUAUCCCACUGUAGCUCUGUUGCUUCUCCCAAUAGUUUUACUAUAUUCAUUGUGCAGAAUGACCUAAACAACACUUCAAAAGUUUGUCAUUAUUAAUGCAGCAGGUGUCUUACCUUUCGGAUAAUUACUAAAUCAAUUUCGAGGGAAUUUCGGUUUAACUAGUGUUAGGUAGAAACCCUCGAAGUUCAGUCUACAAAGACUCCACCGUCUCCAAGUUGCCCCGCGCACAGUUUGUUCCCCAAAUUACUUCUUGCACCCACGCUUUUGCAGUUCAAGCAGAACUGAUGAUCGAAAUGUCACGGCCGUGACUCCCCUACAUUCGACGCGAUUGACACAAAGACCCGGCUUGAGCGAAAUAACGACCCGAGUAAGGCUUACACUUUGGUUGAACACUAAUUCCAGUCUUUGCGGGAUGGGAAUAAAAGCAGAUUCUAAAAUAAACGCUGCGGAGUGUGUUUUGUCCCGGAGUUACAAUUAUACUAAGUAAAAAGUGUCUGUUUACAUUUUACGUCGGCCAAACUCGGUAUUUUUAGUUAUUGAUUUGGCACAUUAGGUCCGUCCAAACGAUGCAACUCCGAGCUACGACCGAGCAGCGAAGCCACAGAGCGGAAUGUUAAAUUCCGUGUCAUUCCUGAUAAACUUCCUUCAAGUUCCAGAAUGCCUGGCUCCCCGAGUCUCUCUCUCUCUCUCUCUCUCUUUCUCUAUUAAUUCCCUGAUAGAAAUGAACCUUUUUAAAUCUUCGUCUGACCGACUUAAUGCAACUGGGAGGAAAGCUAAAUAACCGGUAACUUGCGCGUUUACUGCUGGCAACGUACUCGCCAGCCAUUCGUUAUUUUAUGCCGUUUUAUAAGGUCCUCGAGGUUGUGUGCAAGUCCUGAGUGUGUUUCGGGGCAGUGAAACGGGAGGAUGCGGUGUCGCUGACGGCUUGCGCUGGCAGAUGGCGCUUUAGUCCCGCUGGUCUCCAACGCGUUGCCUCUCGCUGACGUGCUGGCCAAAGGCUGAUCACACCAAGUGGAGGCCCUCUAUGGUAAUGACUGAGGUUGGGAGGGAUUUUUUUCCCCUUAAACGAUCGAUGUAGAUCGAGAGACGAGCAAGAAAAAAACAUGAAUGAACCAGGGCUGAUCAAUUGUCACACAGACGGGACAGCUCAGAGCCGGAGAAUGAAGACGGGCAGAGACCUGGUGAACGCGGUUUGAACGGAUGAUGACCAAAUGCCUGCGUGGAAAACAUAAGGAUUUUUGUUUAAAGAUACCGAUUGGUUUCCUUGCCAUAUAUUGUUCAUUCGCGUGAACCAUGAAGGUGCGAUGUUUCUUUAUUUUCUUCUACUUCGUCACUGGCACGGGCCGAUCGCAAGAAGCACUAAAAACCAUCAACAUGGCCAUCGUGUUGCCCCACAAUAACACCUUCUAUCCCUGGGCUUGGCCGAGGGUAGGUCCUGCCAUCCAACUGGCCGUCGAGAGGAUUAAUCAGGACAAGGAGCUGCUGAAAGAUUACGAGCUCACCUACAAGUUCAAGAGCAGCGAAGCGGACGGCUCGUGUUCCAAUAACCUCGCCCCCUUCAACGCCGUGGAGUUUAAGAUGAAGGGCGACCCCGAUGUGUUUGUGGGUCCGGGCUGCACGUACGCCGCGGCCGCGGUGGCCAGGUUCGCCAGCCACUGGAAUCUACCCCUGGUCACCAGCGGAGCGUUGGCUUUCGGCUUUGACAACAAGACGGGAGAAUACAACACCACCAUCCGGACCGGCCCGAGCCACACCAAACUUGGGGAAUUUGCCAAACACAUCCACGAGACUUUCAACUGGACCUCCAGGGCGGCCUUGGUUUACUGGGACUUAAGAUUGGAUGACCGUCCCUUUUACUUCAUGGGGGAAGGGAUUUAUACCUCUCUGGAGUCAGAAUUUCCAAACAUGACGAUGAAACACGAAAAUCUUAUGGAUGAAGAACUGGAGCUGUCAGAUAUCGUAGAAAUUGUACAAUUCAUUAAAGACAGUGCCCGGAUUGUCUAUAUAUGUCUUCCUUUGGAAAAGUUUCGGCAGAUUUUGUUGUACGCACAGAAGGAAGGGCUGACGGAAGGCGACUAUGUGUUUUUCUAUGUGGAUCUCUUCGGCGAGAGUCUCAGAGUGAAGUCAAGCGGACAGUCCACCGAACACUGGGAAAUGAACCACGACAGCGAACCCCUCCUGAGGGAGGUUUUCAAAUCGGUGAUGAUCAUUACCUACCGGCAUCCCGAAGACCCGGAGUAUUCUGAUUUUCAAGAAGAUUUACGGGAAAAAGCAAAAAAUGUGCCGAGUAUUGAUUUUGACAACGCUCUGGUAAAUUUUAUUGCUGGUUGUUUUUAUGAUGGAAUUUUGCUGUAUGCUAAGGCUCUGAAUGAGACACUAGCAGGAGGAGGAUCCAAAAAGGAUGGAUUGUCAAUCACCAGGAAGAUGCUGGAUCAGCAGUUCCAAGGUGCUACUGGAUUGGUGACCAUUGACAAAAAUGGUGAUAGAGUCAUCGACUUUAGUCUCUGGAAUAUGGUCAAUACAAAAACUGGGGAAUAUAAAAUAGUUGCACACUACCUAGGAACGAAAAAACAGAUUUACUGGAUUCCCAAUGUAGAGAUUCACUGGCCAUUGGGCUAUAUUCCAGCAGACAACCCUUCAUGUGUGUUUGAAGCUGAUGAAACAGUCUGUGAACAAGCUACUAUGUCUCUGCUCAGAAUUGUCGCACUGGGAACUGGCCUCAUUCUGGCAAUUUUUAUGAUCUUCAGUUUCCUUGCUUACCGGAAACUAAAGCUGGAGAAGGAAUUGGCCAGUAUGCUGUGGCGAAUCCGUUGGGAAGAAUUACAGAUGGGGAACACUGAUAAAUACCGGAAAAGUGCUGGCAGCAGGCUUACAUUAUCCCUGAGAGGCUCAAGUUAUUGCUCGUUAGUGACAACUCAAGGGAAAUACCAGCUUUUUGCAAGGACUUGCUACUUUAAGGGUAAUUUAGUUGCAAUAAAACAUGUGAAUAAGAAAAGAAUUGAGCUCACCAGGCAAGUGCUAUUUGAACUAAAACAUAUGCGGGAUGUGCAGUUUAAUCAUUUGACAAGGUUUAUUGGUGCCUGCAUUGAUACUCCAAAUAUUUGCAUUGUAACAGAAUACUGCCCUCGAGGAAGUCUUCAGGAUAUACUUGAAAAUGAAAAUAUUAAUCUUGACUGGGUGUUCCGAUAUUCACUAAUUAAUGACAUUGUGAAGGGAAUGGCAUUUUUACAUAACAGCAUAAUUGGGUCACAUGGAAAUCUUAAGUCAUCCAAUUGUGUUGUUGAUAGUCGUUUUGUGCUAAAAAUCACAGAUUAUGGUUUGGCGAGUUUCCGUUCGUCGUGUAAUAAUGAAGAUUCAUAUGCAUCCUAUGCAAAGAAACUUUGGACGGCACCAGAAUUAAUCAGAUGGGGAAGAGCACCACCUCAAGGUACCCAGAAAGGAGACGUAUACAGCUUUGGUAUUAUACUUCAAGAAAUUGCCUUAAGAAAUGGUCCAUUUUACAUAGAAGGAAUGGAUCUCAGUCCAAAAGAAAUUGUGCAGAAGGUCAAAAAUGGUCAGAAGCCGUAUUUUAGGCCGACAGUUGACAUCAAUUAUCACAGUGAAGAAUUGGGCAACUUCAUGGAGAGGUGCUGGGCUGAAGAUGCUGCUGAAAGGCCUGAUUUUAACCAAAUUAAGGUUCUCAUUAGAAGAUUCAAUAAUGAGGGCAGGAGCAGUAUCCUGGACAAUUUGCUGUCAAGAAUGGAACAGUAUGCCAAUAACCUGGAGAAACUUGUAGAAGAAAGAACACAAGCCUACCUUGAGGAAAAGAGAAAAGCAGAAAAUCUGCUCUAUCAAAUAUUACCUCACUCCGUGGCAGAACAGCUGAAGUGGGGUGAAACUGUCCAGGCAGAGGCAUUUGACAGUGUCACAAUUUAUUUCAGCGAUAUUGUUGGAUUCACUUCAAUGUCUGCAGAAAGUACACCGCUGCAGGUUGUGACCUUACUGAAUGAUCUUUAUACCUGUUUUGAUGCUAUUAUUGACAACUUUGAUGUCUAUAAGGUGGAAACAAUUGGAGAUGCCUAUAUGGUUGUGUCUGGGCUCCCAGUACGGAAUGGGAAACUCCAUGCACGAGAGAUUGCUAGAAUGUCCUUAGCAUUACUGGAUGCCGUGAGAUCAUUUAAAAUACGACACAAGCCCAAAGACCAGCUAAAGCUAAGAAUAGGAAUGCACACAGGUCCAGUGUGUGCUGGGGUUGUCGGGUUAAAAAUGCCACGUUAUUGUCUAUUUGGAGAUACGGUUAAUACAGCAUCCCGUAUGGAAUCUACUGGAGAGGCAUUGAAAAUCCAUGUAUCCUCAAUGACCAAGAAUGUUUUGGAUGAAUUCAGAAGUUUUAAACUGGAACUCCGCGGAGACGUUGAAAUGAAGGGCAAAGGCAAAUUGAGGACAUACUGGCUGCUUGGCGAACAGAAAGAAUUUUCUGAUAUCUAAUAUGAUGUUUGAUGUGAAAUUGCUUGUACACUAUUAUACUGCAGAACAGUGAUUGUUCAAGCUGUAGUUUAUUUGUUACAUAAACAAAUUUUGGCUAUGUUAAUUUCUGGAGAACAGAUCUUAGAAGAUAUCUGUAGCCUAGAAUUAUCCCGGGUAUAUUUCAUACCUGAACAAAGCUGCAAAAUAAGUAAUUUUUAUUAAGAUCAUUUUUCUUCUUAGCUGAAUACUUUUCAACAAUAAACCCUUAUUUUUUGUGCUUUCUAUAUUAAGAUUUAUAUGAUGUGUUUGAGAAGAAAUUUAAAUAUAAAGUGUAGAAAUUUGUCUUCGCUCUUGAGAGCUAAAUGGGUGUGAGAGUUCUGACUGCUUGUUGUACCUCCUUCCUGACAUAAUGGUCCUGGAGACUGUGAUGGAACAAAAUGCGAGGAUGGGAUGAUUCCUGCUGUCUGAUUUUUUUUCUCUCACACCCAUUUAACACUGGUAACCGAAGGCAAAUUUCUACCCUAAUAUUUUCCCCAUAUAAGCUGUACAUACUGUGUAUCUAAGAUAUUGCUAAAUAUUUUGUUCAAAUAAACCAGAUAAAAUCAG
Pristis pectinata (smalltooth sawfish) is the source of this 5222-nucleotide messenger RNA. It is a transcript of the gene npr2, whose product is annotated as natriuretic peptide receptor 2. Gene Ontology annotation, molecular function: protein kinase activity; guanylate cyclase activity; ATP binding. Bases 1464 to 4637 code for a protein of 1057 amino acids. NCBI's taxonomy places the organism in Eukaryota, Metazoa, Chordata, Chondrichthyes, Rhinopristiformes, Pristidae. The record is from RefSeq and is a predicted model, not a curated record. The transcript has 23 exons. Gene Ontology annotation, biological process: intracellular signal transduction; receptor guanylyl cyclase signaling pathway; protein phosphorylation. Gene Ontology annotation, cellular component: membrane.